CACCCGGCCGCAGAGGGGGGCUGUUAAAAGCUUGGGGGCUUCAUCUUCUUACGCUUGCCCAGCUUCAUUUCGGCCUUUCUCUCCAGCCUGACCCUACGUCGCGGCUGAGUUAGACCCGGCGACGCAGGGCGGGACGCCGCUCCGCUUUGUGACCCUUCCCUCCCCCUGCCCCGGCUGCCCGGUGGGCCCCCGAGCUGGCGGGGGGAGGCCCGUCUCCGUCCCCCAGGGGCGUCCGGCUGCACGGGCACCAGCACAGCGCUGUAAGAGGGCUCAACCUCAGAGGUUUAAACUGCUUGGAGUGCCGGCUGCCGCAAGGUUUAGGAGGCCAGUAACAAACUGGGAAGGACGCUUUCUCUUUUAUUCCCAUCUCCCCUCAUGCCGGAACAAGUCAGUCUUUCCGAGCACUGUCUAAAGGCAGUUUAGAUAGGUGGUGUAUCUACCCUGAGUUAUGCCUUUAAGAUGAAUACUUCAUUAUUUUCUCUUGCAAACCCAUGACCCACCAUAUGGCUUUAUCUGCAAGUCCCUUUCUCAAUAGAUCUCAUAGCAUGCCCAAGCUUUCCUUGCCUGAAGAGGUGCUUGUAUGGAGGCUCCUCCGGAGCCUUUCAGUCUGUCCCUGUCAUUGCAGCAAAAUAAGGCAUAGCUGGACCCAGAGGAGCUGUUGCAAAGUUUGUCUGGCUUAAUGAUUAACACCUCCUGAUGCUGCGGGAGCGUUAGGGCAGAGAGACCUCUGGACUCGUGAGCUCUCCCCAAAGAGGAGCCAGCCGCCGGCCUUGCACCGAAACGCAUCCUUUUACGGGCGAGAGGAUUAGCUGGCAGGUUGGAGUGCGCGGGCUGCCGACGUCGGCCGAGCGCGCAGAGCCCAGCGGCCGAGCCGGGCGCCAGCCCGCGGCAGCAUGUCCCUCCGCGAGCACGCGCUGGCCCUCUUCCGCAGCGCCGUGGGCACGGUCCGGCCGGCCCCGAUGCUGAGGAGGGCUGUGACGCUCCAGACGGACGGGCGCCCUCGGCUGCUGGUGAAGGGCCGGACCUUUCCGGUGAAGGGGAACCUGUACCUGGUGGGCUUCGGCAAAGCUGUGCUGGGCAUGGCUGCGGCGGCGGAAGAGAUCCUGGGCGAGCAUCUUGCGCGGGGCAUCGUCAGCGUGCCGCUGGGCAUCCAGAAGAGUCUGCAGCGAGCUGGAAUGCAGGACAUGCUGCUGAGGCCGCGUAGCAGGAUCGAGGUCAUCGAAGGCGCGAAGAACAACCUGCCCGACCAAGAAGCUCUGCAGGCAGCUGGCGCCAUCCGGGAGCUGGCCGAGGGCCUGACCGCCGACGACCUGCUCCUUGUGCUCAUCUCAGGAGGUGGCUCAGCCCUGCUGCCUGCUCCUACCCCUCCGGUCCUUCUCGAGGAGAAAGAGAAGCUCACGAAGAUGCUGGCUUCCAGAGGAGCUGCCAUACAGGAGCUGAACACUGUCCGCAAGGCCCUGUCCUUGCUGAAGGGUGGAGGGCUGGCCCGGCUCGCGUAUCCCGCACAGGUGGUGAGCCUCAUCCUUUCUGAUGUGAUUGGUGACCCCCUGGACAUUAUAGCAAGCGGGCCCACCGCAGCCAGCUCCCACAGCGUCCAAGACUGCCUUCAGAUACUGGAGAAAUACAAGCUGCUGACCAGCCUGCCUAAGUCGGUGGAAACAGUACUGUCCAGCUCUCCUGCAAACACUGCCGCUCCAGAAGAUUAUUCCCAUGUCUUCAACGUUAUAAUUGGGUCAAACACUCUGGCUUUAGAUGAGGCCAAAUGCCAGGCAGAAGACCUGGGCUACGCGACUCUGGUCCUGAGCGCAGCAAUCUGCGGGGAAGUCAGCCGCGUGUCCGCACUCUACUGUCAGCUGAUCCAGCUGGUCUGCCUGGCCUUCGCCGGCCUUGGAGACGGGCCUCUGAGCAACAAGGUGAGGGUGAAGCUCCUUCAGCUAGCAGCGGAGCUGAAGAUCCCUGGUUUGAACCCUGCCGAGACUCUGCAGGCCCUGAAAGGAUUAGGGUCUGACAGACCAGUUUGCAUCCUGGCCGGCGGAGAAACCACAGUCCGGCUUCAAGGAAGCGGGAAGGGAGGAAGGAACCAGGAGCUGGCUCUGCGAGUGGGGCUGGAGCUGCACAGAGCAGGGGCCACCGAGGCCGGCAGCCCCCUGGGCAGCUGCGAGAUCGUCUUCCUCAGCGGGGGGACGGACGGGCAGGACGGGCCGACGGCGGCGGCGGGGGCCUUCUCCGGCCCAGAGCUGGUGGAUGAGGCACGCCAGGAGGGUCUCGAUGCAGAGGUGUUCCUCAGCAAUAAUGACUCCUACACAUUCUUCAGCCAGGUCCAGCAUGGACAUCACCUUCUGGUGACAGGCUUAACGGGAACCAACGUGAUGGACAUCCAGGCUAUUUUAAUUAGAGCCAAGGAGAGAGCGUGAGAGCUCCCUCCGCAGAUAUCCAGGACCAGGGGCAAAUGAGGAUAUUAACACUGGAGACAAAUGUAAACUGCUUAAAUUAGGGCUAGCUGUUGAGGGCGCUAAUAACUUUGACAGGACUGCACUAAUUAGACACACGAGAGGCUGUCCACAGCAAAAGCAUCAGGAACAAACACUUUUCACUGGGAUCAAAGAAAGGUAAGCAGAGCACCACAUUAGGGACACGAGAGCCACGCUCACACCUCUCUACUAAGAGCCACCACUGCUGUGACAGCUUCUGCUCAGGCUAAAGGGCACAAGAAAAGCAAGGCCACAGCAGCAGCUGCAUCUCCAGCGACCCCAGCUCAAGAGCAGCUCAUGUGGGCGCUUCUGCAGGCUCACAGAGGUGCGUUACGGUGACCAGAGGACAUCAUGGGCCACGCACAGCCCCCGAGCCUGGCGUGGUGCAGCCCCAGCAGCGUGCUGCAGAGCACUUUAGCCGAGAGCAGCAGCGUGUGAUCUCAGCUGCGCGACGCAAAUGCCAGAGGGCAGCGCAUCCUCCCCGUGCGGCGUGAAGAAGGGGGUGAUUCAGGCGCAACGGUGCACGGAGCCGGCUGAACGGGAGCCCUCCUCCUCCGCUCUGCAGCCUCCUCGUCUCCGCAGGGACGUUUUCCCAGCUGCUCCUUCUUGGGAGAGCCCCUGUGCCAGCAGCGCAUAUGCGACGGGCAUUCAUGGUAUUGUUUUCCAACUAGUCAGAAGACAAGCGUGCAUCCAGCCCGAGCCCGUGACCUUUCCUCCGCACCGAGGCAGAAGUCGCUGUCGCUCUGAUUACCUCGGCUACUCCUGCACAACAAAGGCAAGGGAACGGUCCCGCUCAGCUCCCCGACCCGCGCUGCCGCGCUGCUCAGAGGGCAAGGCUGCAGGAGCUUGCUUUGUCACGGAGCCGCUCCCCCGGCAUACGGCACUGCAGCGACUGCCGUUUCGUCACCUACUGCAGUGCUAGAUGUGGGAGAGCAAAGCUGAGCCAGGUUUCCCAGGACGCACAGCCCACGGCUGGGCUGCGUUAUGGAAGGGCUAUGCCUGUAGCAACAUGCACAGCAACAGUUUUGGCUAGAUAUUCAAAGGACUUGGGCUCAGCAGCCAGUGUGACCCAACACAUUCAAGUCUGUUUGAAAAUCUGCCUGUGUAUCACAGAGCCUAAGCGGGAACAGAGCUCUUUUGAAAAAUCCAGCCCUAAUUUAACAGGACACGCUAGACUCAGACUGUUUCCAGACAGACAGAACUCCUUCAUGUGACUGAUCUAAUCCCGUGACACAAACACAGCAUCCUGCCAACGCCGUGAGUAGCGGUGUCGCUGAGCAGUUGUGCUGCGCGCAGUUCCAGGAUGGGUUGGAGGGUGGGUUUCUGAGGAGGAUGCAACACCUUCUGCUUUGGUUUUUAAGCCAGCAUCUAACAAGUAGGGCUGGCAGCAGGACUGCCACGGGGGCCACCUCCUUCCUCUGGGUACGGGCACCAGGCUGGCUGCUGGACUGAGCAGAGCACAGCCCGAGCCACCAGCAGCCUCUGCCCCCAGCCGAGGCGUUUCAAAACCUCAAAACCUAAAAACAUCCCUGCUUGUCAUUUGUUCUCAGAGUCUGAACGGCUUCUGUAACGUGCCUAGACUUGCUCACGCUGGCAAACUGCAUUGAGACCUGCCAGAAGAGACCUGCCAAGUGUCAUAAAAACUCACUGUGCCGCUGCAGCGGCAGGUGAUGAUGGUGCAGAAGCUGCUGCCUUGUGUCGCGCGUUUUCUCUGGAGGUCGCCAGCAGGUUGUAGAGCAUUUGGCUUUUGCCACGUGCCCGGCGCGCCAGUGCUGUGGGGGCACAGAUGCGUGUGCUAACGCAGGGGAAGGAAUCCAGGAGACAGCCAAAAUGUUUGGUGGGGGGCCAGGAUGACUGGCUAAACCUGGCCACAUCGUGUUGUCCAGGCUUCCUGGCUAAUUCUGCUCCCGUGACAAUCCGGAGUGGCUCUGGCUUUGCACCAAGUUGACUGGCCAAAGGGGAGGUGGCGGUCCUUGGCGACUGUAGGCGUCCGGCCACAGCCACCGCGCUGCUGCCCUCUCCCAUCUCCCGGUUCGGGGUGGGAACGCUGCACUGGGAGGCGAGAGCCCAGGGCCUGACUCCCUGGGGAAACAGGCCAGGAGCAGCAUCACCAGCACCGCCGGAGCUGCUGUCUGCACCCUCCUCGGCUGCCCUCCGCACCCCGCCGCUGCGCCCGCAGCCUUGCAAAGCUGCCGAGUGCCGUGUUAGUCCUUGGGGCCAGCGCUGGCGCCGUGUCGCAGUCACGUUCAGAAGACCUUGGGCGAGCGUUUGCUGGCUCCUCGGGGGAAAUGCCUGCGCUGUUAAUACUCGUGUAUCCUGAGCAGUGUCCUUGCUUUCUAAACAGUGGCUUUUCACUAAUGAUUAAAAGGAGCUUGUGUUGUGGGGAGAGGAGGCUGAUGAAAGGCCCGUUGAAAGGAUGGAGCUGCUUGAAGCGCGUUUCACAUCUACGUUCGCUCGGCCUCCAUGCGUGGUUUUGUUCUUGGCCCUUCUUUUCUAACGAGGAGGUAACAGGAGAGUGGGGGUGUUGGCCAAGGACACCCGGGUUACCAAAAUACUUUUCCUCUUCUGAUGCUUCUAUUGGGAUAGAUCCAAGCUUCGUCUCUGCCUAAUUGCUUUGAUGAACCACGUGCGCCUUCCACCGAGGGAGGAAAGGUGCUCCUGCAGGAGGCAGCUCUGAGGAGGGCGCGCAGCCCCGCAAACACGGCACCGGUUAUUCCUCCGGGUGAGGCUCAGCUCACGGCACGUUACGGCUCCAGGCUCGGCCAGCGCCUCCCGCUUGCACUCCGGACAGCCGGAGACCCCCGGCAUCAGCCAGCGCAAGCCCGGGCUGCUCCGAUGGCGUUUUGCGAGGAUUUCUUUGCGCCCAAACGUCACUUACCUGCCGCGGACCGAUUCGCCCCGGCUCGUCGCAGCCCGUCAGGAGCGACUCGAACGCGCGGGGACGUCCCCGCUCCGCCCGAAACGCGAAGGCGAAGCCCUCUGCGCGGCAGCGCGCCUCGGGGCGGCAGGGAGCGCGACGGCGUGCGGGACGGGGCGCCUGGGCCGCGGGGCACCCGCAGCCAGCGGGGCGCUGUGGGGCCCGCUCGGUCCCCCGAGCGCAGCGCUUGCGGCCCGCCAGCGCUAACGGCCGGAGGAAGUAACUACGCUAUUAACAGUGGAAGCUUUUGGCAGUAAAUUAAAAAUCUUGGCUGCUG
Molecule: messenger RNA, 5665 nt
Organism: Rhea pennata
Lineage: Eukaryota; Metazoa; Chordata; Aves; Rheiformes; Rheidae
Gene: GLYCTK
Product: glycerate kinase
Exons: 5
Coding region: 894-2414 (506 amino acids)
Biological process (GO): protein phosphorylation
Cellular component (GO): cytoplasm
Molecular function (GO): glycerate kinase activity
Source: RefSeq, a predicted model, not a curated record